This is a messenger RNA of Betta splendens (Siamese fighting fish), 1847 nucleotides long. RefSeq names its product proline-serine-threonine phosphatase-interacting protein 1-like. The record is from RefSeq and is a predicted model, not a curated record. Gene Ontology annotation, molecular function: actin filament binding. Lineage: Eukaryota; Metazoa; Chordata; Actinopteri; Anabantiformes; Osphronemidae. Gene Ontology annotation, biological process: actin filament polymerization. Gene Ontology annotation, cellular component: plasma membrane; actin filament; cytoplasm. The transcript is spliced from 15 exons. Bases 460 to 1650 code for a protein of 396 amino acids.
AGACACAAUCGCCUGCUGAUAAACCCUUGAACACACAUCAGAUGACGGCCGAGCUGCCUGUGGGCAGUGACAUCAUGGGACAGAAGCUCUUCCUCUUUCUUAAUGACUCGCUGACACUCGGGCUGCUCAGUUUCGAUCAAGCUUCACGUGAAGAACUGACCCGGAGGAUUCCAGGGUUUUGCUGCAGGUGCUGCUGGACACGUUGAGAUUAGAUCUUCAAGAGAGGUUUGCGCGGCAGCUCAGCUCAAGGAAGUAACAAGCGAAAUGGUACCUUUGAUGUUUAAAGAUGCUUUCUGGUGAUUCCAAAACUGACUCAAGGCCAUGUUGCAACGGCUGUUCAGGAGCGGUGCCCGUUGCUAAGCGUCUGUGUUGCUCCGUGUCUCGCCUGUGCAGGGGUCUGACUUCACGUGCCACGCCGGCUACGACGCCCUGAUCCAGAGGCUGCGCGACGGGAAGCACAUGUGCAAAGACGUGGAGGAGCUCCUAAAGAUGAGGGCACAAGCAGAGGAGAAGUACGGGAAGGAGCUGGUGCUGAUCGCUCGCAAAGCUGGAGGACAAACAGAGAUCAGCACCUUGAGAGCGUCAUUUGAGCAGCUGAAAGCACAAAUCGAGAACAUCGGGAACUUUCACAUCCAGCUCUCUGAUCUCCUGAAAGAGGAGGUGAAAAAGAUUGAGACAUUCAGAGAACGUCAGAAAGAGCAGAGGAAGAAGUUCGAAAGCAUCAUGGACAAAGUUCACAAGAAAAAGAUUUCUCUGUUCAAGAAGUACACAGAGUCUAAAAAGAGCUACGAGCUGAGGUGCAGAGAGGCCGACGAGGCGGAGCAGGGGGCCGAGAAACCCACAGCGUAUAAGAGCACAGACAAGGUGCGACACAGAGCCAGGCAGUGCAGACACACGGCCAACGAAGCAGAGAAGCUGUACAUCAGCAACGUCAUCCAGCUGGAGGAGGUGCGCAAGGACUGGGAGGAGACGCACAGGAGCACGUGUGAGCGGCGGCGUGUGCGUCCCUUCCAGGUGUUCCAGCAGCUGGAGGGCGAUCGCAUCAGCAUGCUCAGGUGUGCUCUGUGGGACCACUGCAAUCACCUUUCCAUGCAGUGCGUCAAAGACGACGAGUUCUAUGAGGAGGUGAGGACGGUCCUGGAGCGGUGUGACAUCGCCACAGACAACAACUGUUUCAUUGAGGCCAAAGGCACAGGGUUGAAGCCUCCAGAGCCUUUAGGCUUUGAGGGCUUUUACCACAGGAGGACGUCCGGGGACAUCAACGGCCGAGCCCUGUUUGCAGGCGAAGACGCCAUGAGGAGAUCAUACAGUUGCUCUGAUGCUCUUCACUCUUUAAACAACUUCGACCAUGUGGAAGUCUCACAGUCAGCGCUGACACCUGUUGGGGAGUUUGCAGAGACGUCAGAUGGAGGAUAUUCAACCCUACCAUGCCUCCAGCAGCCGGCAGCCUCAGCCUCCCUCCCGGCCAAUGAGGACACAUACGUUGUGUUGUAUCAAUACACUGCACAGGAAGAUGAUGAACUGUCUGUGAGCAGAGGGGAAGUCGUCCAGGUGCUGGACCGAGGGGACGAUGGCUGGUGGACAGUGGAGCGGAAUGGGAUAAGUGGGCUGGUGCCAGGAAACUACCUGGGUGACCUUCAGCAAAUCUGAGUAGCAGCGUGUCUCACCUCCGUCCUUGUCGGCCUCAGCCUUUUCUGAUUCUACAUAAAUCAUCUCGUCUGACCGCUUCACCUUAAAACUGAGACGUGAGAAGCUGGUAGAAUGAAUGGACUGCAUCACACUGUAGAUCAAGUCACUUCCUGGUACGUUUACUUUCCCAUAAAACCAUGUUGAUGAAACACAGACAA